AUGGAAACAGAAACGACACCAGCAAACGAAGCGGUAAAGAGUGAAUCGGAUCAACCGGAUCAGCCACGAAAGAAGACCAAGGAGGAGAAGAAAGAAGAAUAUAAACCACCACCAUUGGAUGAGCCAUUGGGAACAUGGCGAAAAGUUUUGAAAGACGUUUGGGUGGCUGACAAUAAGGACAUGAAGGUGAGAGCUCGUAAAGCUCGUUUGAUUUAA
Molecule: messenger RNA, 216 nt
Organism: Anisakis simplex (herring worm)
Lineage: Eukaryota; Metazoa; Nematoda; Chromadorea; Rhabditida; Anisakidae
Source: the annotation of a GenBank genome assembly